Molecule: messenger RNA, 3053 nt
Organism: Callorhinus ursinus (northern fur seal)
Lineage: Eukaryota; Metazoa; Chordata; Mammalia; Carnivora; Otariidae
Gene: TP53I11
Product: tumor protein p53 inducible protein 11
Source: RefSeq, a predicted model, not a curated record
ACCCCGGGCGCGCAGGACGCCGCGCGCAGUCCCGCCCGGCCCGGCCCUGCCCUGCCCUGCCCCGCGCGCGCGGCGCGAUGUGAGGCUCCCGAGGGCCCGAGCGUCCCCUGGCUCGCCAGCUCCGCGCAGCGCCGGCGCCAGCAUGCGCUAGGAACGUUUUGUGCUGAUUGAAGGCGAGACCAGCGGUCACCUCAUCUCUGUGUCUCCCAGCCCAGUGCUUGGCACAAACCCUUCUGUAGGCACCGGGCUCCAGGACAAGAUGGCGGCCAAGCAGCCCCCACCUCUCAUGAAGAAGCACAGCCAGACGGACCUCGUGAGCCGCCUGAAGACCCGCAAGAUCCUCGGCGUGGGCGGGGAGGACGACGACGGGGAGGUACACCGCUCCAAGAUCAGCCAGGUCUUGGGCAAUGAAAUCAAGUUUGCUGUUCGGGAGCCUUUGGGGCUGAGGGUUUGGCAGUUUGCUUCUGCUGUGCUCUUCUCUGGCAUUGCCAUCAUGGCCCUCGCCUUCCCUGACCAGCUCUAUGAUGCCGUCUUUGAUGGAGCCCAGGUGACCAGCAAGACCCCCAUCCGCCUCUAUGGCGGUGCGCUUCUCAGCAUCUCCCUGAUCAUGUGGAACGCUCUCUACACGGCCGAGAAGGUUAUCAUCCGAUGGACUCUGCUCACUGAAGCCUGUUACUUUGGGGUCCAGUUCUUGGUGGUCACUGCCACGCUGGCUGAGACGGGCUUCAUGUCCCUGGGGAUCCUGCUGCUUCUGGCCAGCCGCCUCCUUUUUGUCGCCAUCAGCGUUUACUACUAUUACCAGGUCGGCCGAAAACCCAAGAAAGUCUAGCCACUCGCUGGGCCAGGGAGGCCCCAAGACACCUCAGUUUCCCUCUGGCUCCUGGAAGGCAGGAAGGACCCCGCUCGCCUUCCUUUCCUCCUGGGCACCCCCAAAUGCUGUGAUCUCCUGGACUCUCAGGUUUGGGGAGGGACAGAGCCUCAACACCCUCUGCCCUUCGCCCCACACAGCACCGCCUCCUUUUCUUGCUCUUGGCCUCCGGAGCCCCUGGAUAGACACUGACUGAAGAGCUUGAGUAACGGGGUAUUGGGCUGAGGCGAGGCUCCUGCCCCUUCUGCCAGGAGGCCCUUCUUUCGUUUGAGAGAGGCGUGCCCUGCUUCCCUGUCCUCCCCACACCCCCACCCGACCUAGUGCCCACACAGCGGAACGUGGCUUCUGUGUAUGCCUGGGAAAUCUGACAGCUUGACCCUGGGCCCGUACUCCUCGGCGUGGGCCCUCGCCACCUGUGGGAGCUGCCGUCGGCCCCAUCAGUGCACAUCCCUGCCCUUCGCACAGCCCAGCUGCGGGGCUGACGGGCAGGGAUGGCUGUCAUUGAGCUGGUACCUCCCUCUUCAGCCUCUCCGUGAGGCGGGCCACCUGUAGCCAGAACCCGUCCCCAGCCCAAGCCCCGCCACCACGGGCUCUGUCCUAGGGCCUUGCUCUAGGCUGUUCUGCCUCCAGCCCAGCCCCUGGAGGCUCCCAGGAGCCCCCUCCCCUCAACUGGCCUGGGUCCAGAGGCCACCAGCAGCCUCGCCCCCCAGGCCGGCCCUGGCAGUGGGCACAGAGCGAACCCUGUGGAGAGGCUCCCGUGAGUGAUGGGGUUUGGAGAUGAGGAAGAAAGAGAAGCAGCGGCCUUUCCUGGUCCCCUGGUAUGUCCUUCAGGUUCUGCCGUCCGCUUGGCUCAGCCCCUUCACCUACCCUCACCCUCUCCCCAGGGUGCUGCCCUGAGACCCGGUGGGCUACGGCUGGGUGCCCUUCCAAGUCAGCACGGGAAAUAAAUAGAUACAUCUCAGCAGGCCUCGUGCACCUUCCCCGCCCCGAGUGCCCUGGAGGAGGUUGACAAGCGGCUCCCUCAGAGCUGAAGCCCCCCCCCCGUCCUGCCGCGCCCUCCCCAGCCCGUGUGCCCCCCGUUGUCUGUCACUCCGCAUCCUCCCCUUCCCUCUGGGACACAAGCAUGUGCCCCAGGCGUGGUGGCCCUCUUGUUCUGGGGACAGGUGUGGAGAAAGGCAGCCCGGGCCCCGCACUUGCUUCUCGUCUUGGAAUCGAGUGUGUUCGGUGGGGCGAGGUGGGUGGUCGGCAGGGGCGGCCCAGCUCUGGCCGCUGCUGGCUGCAGCUCUGCCCGGGAACCUUGCCCUGUCGGCGCCGGGCCCAGCUGUCCCUGCAGCCGUGCAGCUGGUCCCCAGCAGAGCAGCGCGACUGCUUCUGUCCCACAGCCGAGGGGAGAGGCCCCGUGGGUCGGGGAGCAGACGGGAACCUGGUGGCUAAGGAGAGGCUGGGCUCUUUCCUCACCUCUGUCUCCUGCCGCUGCAGUGUGGGCCUCUGCCCAGAAUCCAGCUGUUGGCUCACGAGCCCUGGCCGGGCGGGGCGCCCACCGCCCCCCGGGGCCACAGUCCUGUCCUACUGACGCAGGCCUUUUAAGGCCUGGUGCCUCCUCCGUCGGGUGAUGGGUGGUUUGUCCUCGUGCCCAGGGGACGUGGUGGCCGGCGGAAGUGGAGAGCUCGGGAAAGCUCGGGCUUAGCCGCCGAGGCAGCUGCUGGGGCUGGGCUGGCCGAGCGGCCUCACCCCCCAACGUGGCCUUGCCCCUUGCGUGGUCAGGAGGGCCUGCCAGGAUGGCGCUAGCUUGACAUUCCGUGCUGCUGGCUCGGACAUCGGAGCUAGGCCCAGGGGGAGGGAGCCUGGCAAACAGCCAUGUGGUCUGGGGACAUGGCGGGGGCACAUUAAGGCAAGGAGCCAUUGCUGGGACGGAGGCAGGGGUGAUGGGGAGGAGGACCCACACAUCUGAAGAAGACCCAGGGUGGGCCCAGCUCUCCAUCCUGAAGGUUUGGGACGACCCCCCCCCCCACCACCCUCCACCCUUGUCCCUGGAGCCCAGCACCCUCUGGCCAAGCUCCCACCUCAGCCCCCGUCUCCCUCCCGCCCCGCCAAGCAAGACCACCUUUCUUCACAGUCACUAUUUAUUCUUCGUUCCUUCUUCUUUUUGUAAGAAACAGUCACAAAAACCAGUGCAAAACCAUCA